Molecule: messenger RNA, 1467 nt
Organism: Sciurus carolinensis (gray squirrel)
Lineage: Eukaryota; Metazoa; Chordata; Mammalia; Rodentia; Sciuridae
Product: interferon regulatory factor 9-like
Exons: 6
Coding region: 530-1333 (267 amino acids)
Biological process (GO): immune system process; regulation of transcription by RNA polymerase II
Cellular component (GO): nucleus
Molecular function (GO): DNA-binding transcription factor activity, RNA polymerase II-specific; RNA polymerase II cis-regulatory region sequence-specific DNA binding
Source: RefSeq, a predicted model, not a curated record
UUUCCCACUAGCCAGCCCAGGUUCCGAAAAGAGACGGGAAGCCAGGCGAGGUGUGGUCCCAGCCGCUGGGGAGGUUGAUCCACGAGGAUCGCUUAAGCCCAGGAGUUCCCGGGCCAGCCUGGGCAACUUAGGGAGACCCAGUCUCAAAAACCGCAGAUCAAAACAAAAAACGGGGCCAACAAGCGUCCAGGGGGCUGGGCUGAGCGGACCACAGGUGCAGGAGCCGGGCAAGGUUUGUUCCCUGGGUGCCGGUCCGGCGCCCUCCUCCCAGACCCGCCCGAGCACUCCUUGGGUCUUGGCGGUCCGGGGCGCCGCUCUACAGCCACCACAUGAGGCCCAGCGCCCUCGGGCCAGGCUGUCGCGGGGAGGGGCAAAAGGAAAGCGAGAGGAGACCCAAUGGAAAGCGAAACCCUCGCUGAGACUUUCACUUUCUUCGCCUCCGCGCGCCAACCAGGUGGCCCAGUGAUCGCCAACCGCGCGGGUCCCCUUCCGCGCCCCCGGAUCUAGCCCUCGUCUCACUGAGCUCCAGAUGGCCAGCGGCCCCUGGCGGAAAGAGGAAGAGAAGGUCUCGGGCAGCAAGGAACGAAUGCUGGGAACCGGGGGUCCCCUGCGUCUUCGCGACUGGCUAGUGGCGCAGAUCGAGAGCGGACUCUACGCCGGGUUGCGCUGGGAAGACCCGGGCAAGACCCUCUUCCGCAUCCCCUGGAAGCACGCAGCCAAGCAGGGCUACCAGGCGCAGCAGGACGCGGCGCUCUUCAGGGCCUGGGCUGUGUACAAGGGUAAGCACUCAGAGGGCACCGAUAAGGAGGAUCCCUCCACCUGGAAGACGCGGCUGCGCUGUGCCCUCAACAAGAGCAUCGACUUCCAUGAGGUGCGCCAGCUCAGCCAGCUGGAUGCCUCCAACCCCUACAGGGUCUACCGCAUCGUGUCCAACCGCACCUGCUGUCCAGUAACCAAGGCCCAUGCUUCUGCAAAAGAGGAUAUUCUCUCAAGUCAACAGAGACCCCCUGGAGAAGUGACUGAACCAGCCUGCAGGGCACAUCAGGACGGCUCCAGAUUAGCCACAAAGGAUGAGGACAAGGAGCAGCCCCCAAGGCCAACGUUGGCUCAUCUGGGCUCCUUGCCACCAGCCGCCCUCCUCCCAGACCCUUUGGCUGACCACACUGCUCCCCUCCUUCCCCAGGGUAUCAGGCACAGGAUCCAAGAUACCCCUGGAGCCCGAUGCCCUCCAAGGACUUCAGCAGCCCUGAUUACUGGUUGCACGUGCGGCUUUUUUAUGGCCGGGCGCUGGUGCACGAAGCCACCGCGCGCACCGCGGAGGGAUGCCAUCUGAGCCCCGGGACAGCCGCCUCCGCCGCCGCCCAGCUCCUGCUGGGGCCGCCGGCGCGCUUGGCGCAAGUUCACUUCCCGGAGCCGCCGCCGGGCGCCCGCGUGCUGCAGCGCCUGCUGCGGCACCUAGAGCGCGGC